UUGGCAAACAGAGAGAAAAAGAAGAACAAAACAACUCCGCAAUUUCCCAUAAUUCAAUUCACCACAAACACAAUCCCUCUCUCUCUCCCCUCGGCGAUCUUAAACUCUUAUCUGGUGUGUUGACAAUAUGGAGCAUGAUGAGACGGGAUGCCAACCCCCUCCGGAAGGUCCUAUUUUGUGUAUUAACAACUGUGGCUUUUUCGGAAGUGCUGCAAACAUGAACAUGUGCUCCAAGUGUUACAAAGACAUGGUAUUGAAACAAGAACAAGCUAAGCUUGCUGUGUCAUCAAUUGAAAACCUUGUCAAUGGAUCAUCUGCCGGAGAGAAGGGAAUGGUUAUUGUUGACCCCGUAGAUGUGCAACCUGAUACUAUUGAAGCACAGUCUAUAGCUUUGCCAUCAUCUCAAACUUCGAGUUCUAGUGAUAUGCCCGAUGUAAAGGCUAAGGUGGGUCCUAACCGCUGUGGCACUUGUAAGAAAAAGGUUGGCAUCACUGGAUUCAAAUGUCGCUGUGGUAACAUUUAUUGUGGAGCACACCGCUACUCAGAUAAACAUGACUGCCUGUUUGAUUACCGCUCUGCUGGCCAGGAUGCAAUAGCAAAAGCCAACCCUGUUGUUAAGGCAGAGAAGCUUGACAAGAUCUAGAAGGGGAGUAUUUGGUGAUUUGAUUUGGUCUCCAAAAGGGUCCUUCUCUGAUUGGCAACAUAUAUUUUGAGAUCUUAUUAAUCCUGGGGGACGAAGAAGAAAAAAUGAUAUGUGCAUGUUCAAGAAUUAUUAAGAGAAUUUGUGUGUUUGCUCCAGUUUCAGGUCUUUCAUUUUACUGGUUUGAUAGCACUUUGAUUAUGUCUGUCAUAUGUCGUUCUCACUCACCUGGUAUUCUAUCAGAUAUUACAUGUCUAAAUGGUAUGUGCAAAUCUGGAUAACAUGGAAAACAUCCAUCGACUUGGUUGUGUUUUGUCAUUGUAAAUUUUUCUUCAUGAUCUCUUGCAUGUCUUUAUCCAA
Messenger RNA from Solanum tuberosum (potato), 1000 nucleotides. RefSeq names its product zinc finger A20 and AN1 domain-containing stress-associated protein 8-like (gene SAP3). Bases 128 to 643 code for a protein of 171 amino acids. The record is from RefSeq and is a predicted model, not a curated record. Gene Ontology annotation, molecular function: DNA binding; zinc ion binding. NCBI's taxonomy places the organism in Eukaryota, Viridiplantae, Streptophyta, Magnoliopsida, Solanales, Solanaceae. The transcript is spliced from 2 exons.